AUGGGAAAUAAGAGACAGGACAAUGCGGGGGAGAAGAACAUGAAGAAGAAGAAGUGGGGGUCGUCCAUGGGCUCCAUAUUCAUGCACGCAGAUGGAGUGGACAAGUGCUUGAUGGGUCUCGGCUUCUUCGGAGCUGUUGCCGAUGGCUUCUCUACGCCCCUCGUGCUCUAUGGCACAAGCCGGCUCAUGAACGACCUAGGCUCUGCUUCUUCUCUGGAUCCCGUGACAUUUCUUCACAACAUCAACAAGAAUGCGGUGCUUAUCUUGUACGUGGUCUGUGGACUGGUGUUUGCUUGUUUUCUAGAAGGGUAUUGUUGGACCAGGACUGGUGAGAGGCAAGCGGCAAAAAUAAGAGCCGGGUACUUGAGAGCCGUGCUCAGGCAAGACGUGACCUACUUCGACAUGCAUGUGACGAGCACGUCAGAAGUCGUCACCAGCGUGUCCAACGAUAGUCUCGUGAUUCAGGACGUCCUAAGCGAGAAGGUCCCUAAUUUUCUUGUCAAUGUGUCGGUAUUCAUCGGGAGCUACAUAGCAUCAUUCGUAUUGUUGUGGAGAUUGGCGAUAGUCGGGUUCCCCUUUGCUGUGCUUCUCCUACUCCCGGGCAUGACAUAUGGGAGGACUCUUAUGGUUAUUGCAAGAAAGAUGAGGGAAGAGUAUAAUAAGGCUGGUACGGUAGCAGAACAGGCGGUCAGUUCCAUCAGAACGGUUUAUGCCUUCGCCGGUGAGAGCAAAACGCUUUCCGAGUUUUCUAAAUCUCUUGAAGGAUCUGUGAAGUUGGGGCUGAGGCAGGGCCUGGCUAAAGGCUUGGCGAUCGGAAGCAACAGUAUUGUGUUCGCCAUUUGGUCUUUCAUGGCAUAUUAUGGUAGUAGAAUGGUCAUGUACCAUGGCUAUCAAGGCGGAACGGUUUAUGUCGUCGGCACAGCCAUUACUUAUGGUGGAGUGGCAUUUGGUUCUGCUUUAUCCAACCUCAAGUACUUCUCUGAAGCGUUCGCAGCAGGUGAGCGUAUAGCGGAGAUGAUGAAGAGAGUGCCCACGAUUGAUCUAGAGAACAUGAAGGGGGAGACUUUACAGAAGUUGGAAGGAAACAUCGAAUUUAGACACGUCGAGUUUGCGUAUCCAUCGAGACCUGAAAACAUCAUCUUCAAAGACUUCUCUCUCGCGAUCCCAUCAGGAAAGACUCUAGCUUUGGUUGCUGGCAGCGGCUCGGGAAAAUCCACGGUGAUAUCGCUCCUGCAGAGGUUCUACGACCCGCUCAGUGGAGAAAUACUCCUCGACGGGAUUGCCACCAAUAAGCUGCAAAUUAAAUGGCUGAGAUCGCAAAUGGGACUUGUGAGCCAAGAGCCUGCGCUCUUUGCAACUAGCAUAAAGGAGAAUAUACUCUUUGGCAAGGAGGAUGCCGAGAUGGAGGAGGUGAUCGAAGCUGCCAAGGCUUCUAAUGCUCAUAACUUCAUCGAUCAGUUGCCUCUGGGGUACGAUACACAGGUAGGGGACAGAGGCACCCAAUUGUCAGGAGGGCAGAAGCAGAGAAUAGCCAUCGCCCGGGCAAUCAUUAAAGCACCUAGAAUCCUCCUCCUAGAUGAAGCAACAAGCGCGUUAGACACGGAGUCUGAGAAAAUCGUCCAAGAAGCACUCGAACGAGCUUCCGUUGGUCGCACAACGAUCAUCGUUGCUCACCGGCUAUCUACAAUACAACAUGCCAAUAAUAUCGCUGUCAUUCAGAAUGGGCAAGUGACAGAGUAUGGCAAUCAUGAAGAGCUAAUCCAGAAUAAGGACGGCCUCUACACCUCGUUGGUCAAUCUUCAGAAAUCAGAGAAACAGAAACCGACUGAUCAAGUUAAGAAAACCGAGAACCAAAUCACGUCUUCCAUAUUAAGCACGGAUGGAAAUAGUGGUGGUAGCCGCCAUAACCUAUCCAAGGUGAGUCGGUCCAACUCAGCCAGGUCAAAGCCACCAGUUGGUUCGGAUGAUCAAAACAUCCCAGUUCCAUCUUUGCGAAGAUUGAUAGCUUUGAACAUGCCGGAGUGGAAACAAGCGAUCCUGGGGUGCACCAGCGCGAUAUUGUUCGGUGCAGUUCAACCCGUGUAUUCUUUCACCCUGGGCUCAAUGGUCUCGGUUUUUUUCUUGACAGACCACGAGGAGGUUAAAGCAAAUAUAAGGAUUUAUGCAAUCUGCUUUCUGGGUUUGGCCGUGUUCUCGCUAGUGGUCAGCAUGAUCCAACACUACAAUUUCGCUUUCAUGGGGGAGUACUUGACUAAGAGAAUCCGAGAGCAGAUGCUCUCUAAGAUCCUGACUUUCGAAGUCGGAUGGCACGAUCAAGAUCAGAACUCCAGCGGUUCGGUUUGCUCUAGACUCGCUAAGGAUGCCAAUGUGGUGCGAUCUUUGGUGGGUGACCGUAUGGCUCUUAUCGUGGAGACAUGCUCGGCUAUAACAAUUGCCUGCACCAUGGGUCUGAUCAUCGCGUGGCGACUCGCUCUUGUGUUAAUGGCUGCACAACCCUUCAGCAUAGUCAGCUUCUACAUGAGACGAGUGCUCCUAAAGAGCAUGUCUCAAAAGGCCAUCAAGGCUCAAGAUGAAAGCAGCAAGCUCGCAGCGGAUGCAGUCUCCAACCACCGAACGAUCACUUCCUUCUCUUCGCAAGAGCGCAUCCUCAACAUGCUCGAGAAAGCCCAGGAAGGCCCAGAACGAGAGAGCAUCCGGCAGUCGUGGUAUGCUGGUUUGGGAUUAACAGCCUCGCAUUUCUUUACCAAGUGCGCUUGGGUUCUAGGUUUCUGGUAUGGAGGCAAGUUGAUUUCGCAAGGGAAAAUCACAAUGAAAGAGCUCUUCGAGACGUUCCUGGUCUUGAUCAGCACAGGCAAGGUGAUUGCGGACGCCGGGAGCAUGACCACGGACCUUGCCAAGGGCAUUGACACGGUCAGGUCCGUGUUCGCCAUAUUGGACCGGAAGACUGGAAUCGAACCCGAGGACACGGAAGGAUACCGGCCAAGAAAUAUAACAGGCCAUGUAGAGUUUUGCAGGGUAGAUUUUGCCUACCCAGAAAGGCCGGACGUCAUCAUCUUAAAGGACUUCUCAUUCAACAUCGAAGCGGGCAAAUCCACAGCAUUAGUCGGACAGAGUGGAUCUGGAAAAUCAACCCUCAUUGGCUUGAUCGAAAGAUUCUACGAUCCAAUCAGUGGCUCAGUAAAAAUCGAUGGACGAGAUGUGAGGUCAUACCACCUCAGGGCCUUAAGGAAGCACAUCGCGUUGGUCAGUCAGGAGCCGACUCUAUUCGCUGGCACAAUAAGAGAGAACAUUGUCUAUGGAAUCUCGUGCGAGACGAGCGAAAUGGAAAUCGUCGAGGCUGCACGGGCUGCCAAUGCUCACGACUUCAUCGUGGCACUAAAGGACGGAUACGACACAUGGUGCGGGGACAAGGGGGUCCAGCUCUCCGGAGGACAAAAGCAGAGAGUUGCCAUAGCGAGAGCCGUGCUGCGAAACCCGACACUGUUGUUGCUCGAUGAGGCGACUAGCGCGCUCGACAGCCAGUCAGAGAAGGUGGUGCAGAAUGCGCUGGAAUGUUUGAUGGUCGGACGGACCACGUUAGUGGUGGCGCAUAGGUUGAGUACAAUACAAGGGUGCGAUGUGAUCGCCGUGCUGGACAAAGGGAAGGUGGUGGAGAAGGGGAGCCACUCUUCCUUGUUGGCUAAGGGUCUGGCCGGAGCUUACUACUCGCUCGUGAACCUUCACAGCGCGCCGAGCGUCACGGAAAGUAUCGAAUAGUGUGUGAGGUGAAUCUGCUUGAAACAGGGGGAAAAAAAAGGACAUUGAGAAAUGUAAUU
Rhodamnia argentea is the source of this 3815-nucleotide messenger RNA. Its product is annotated as ABC transporter B family member 15-like. Gene Ontology annotation, biological process: transmembrane transport. Gene Ontology annotation, cellular component: membrane. The transcript has 7 exons. The record is from RefSeq and is a predicted model, not a curated record. Gene Ontology annotation, molecular function: ATP binding; ATP hydrolysis activity; ABC-type transporter activity. The coding region runs from base 1 to 3756 and encodes 1251 amino acids. Lineage: Eukaryota; Viridiplantae; Streptophyta; Magnoliopsida; Myrtales; Myrtaceae.